Purpureocillium lilacinum is the source of this 1770-nucleotide messenger RNA. RefSeq lists its product as uncharacterized. The record is from RefSeq and is a predicted model, not a curated record. Gene Ontology annotation, biological process: carbohydrate metabolic process; mannose trimming involved in glycoprotein ERAD pathway. NCBI's taxonomy places the organism in Eukaryota, Fungi, Ascomycota, Sordariomycetes, Hypocreales, Ophiocordycipitaceae. Gene Ontology annotation, cellular component: endoplasmic reticulum; membrane. Gene Ontology annotation, molecular function: calcium ion binding; mannosyl-oligosaccharide 1,2-alpha-mannosidase activity.
AUGCAUCUCGGCUGCAGACGCGUUAGACGAGAGGUGGUCGUGGCGCUGAUUGUCCUCGUCGGGCUAUGGCACUUUCGCGACGUGAUAUGGUCGGACCCGACCGAGUUUGAGCGGCUCGAACGAUGGAUGAACCACGGCGCGAUACGUUCCGACGCUCACGAGAACUUUACCGAGAGCAGCUUCGACUGGAGUAGCAUCCGACACAGCUACCGCCCCGGCUCGCUGACGGCACUGCCGAAGCCUCUACCCGACGACGCGAUACCCCCCGUACAGCACUGCUUCGAUGAGGAGACGACCGACGAGACCAUGGUCCGCGUCGCGCGGCUCACCGAGGUGCGGCAGCUCUUCCAGGCCAACUGGGCCAGCUAUCGGCGCUUCGCAUGGGGCAAGGACGCGCUGAUGCCUGUGUCGGGCGGCGCCAAGGACCAGUUCUCUGGCUGGGCCGCGACGCUGGUGGACGCGCUCGAUACGCUCUGGAUAAUGGGCCUGCGGGACGAGUUCGACGAGGCCGUCGCCGAGGUGGCGCGCAUCGACUUUGGCCGGUCGACGUCGACCCGCGUCAACAUGUUCGAGACCAACAUCCGUUACCUGGGUGGGCUCAUGGCGGCGUACGACCUCAGCGGCCGAGGCGUGCUUCUGCGCAAGGCCGUCGAGCUCGGCAACAUGAUCUACGCGGGCUUCAACACGGAGAAUGGGAUGCCCGUCGACUUCAUCGACUUCGAGGCCGCCAAGCGCGGCGACAUGCUGCAGGUCGAGGAGCGCGUCGUGUCGGCGUCGCCCGGCACGCUAUCGCUCGAGCUCGCGCACCUGUCGCAGCUGACGGGGGACGACAAGUACUACGACGCCGCGUCGAGGGUCAUGGAUGUCUUUAACAAGGGCCAGAACAGCACGGAGCUGCCCGGCGCGUGGCCCAUGUGGGUGUCGAUGAAGCACCAGAACGUCACCACGGGGGGCGCUUUUACGCUCGGCGGCUCACAGGACUCGCUGUAUGAAUACCUCCCCAAGAUGCACCAGCUCUUGCAGGGCGGCGACGCCAAGUACGAGACCAUGACGAAGACGUUCCUGGAAACGGCCGACAAAUACUUUCUGUUCCGGCCCAUGCUACCCAGCGGACAGGACAUUCUUCUCCCGGGCAACGUCAACGUCAUCGAUGGCGGCGCAGAACUUGACCCGGAGACGGAGCACCUGGCGUGCUUCGUGGGCGGCAUGUUCGGCCUCGCGGGCAAGCUCUUCGACGCCCCCGAGGACGUGGAGCGCGGGGCCAAGCUGACGUCCGGGUGCGUCUUCGCGUACCGCGCCUUCCCGACGGGCCUGAUGCCGGAGCGGCUCGACACGGCGCCGUGCGCGUCGCGCUCCCGCUGUCCUUGGAACGAGGUGCUGUGGAUGCAGGAGCGCGACGCGCGGGCCGAGUGGCAGCAGCACCUGCCUCUGGGCUUCACGACGGCCAAGGACCCGCGCUACAUCCUGCGGCCCGAGGCCAUCGAGAGCGUCUUCUACAUGUGGCGCCUGACGGGGCGGGUUGAGUUCCAGGAGGAUGCGUGGGAUAUGUUUCGCGCGGUUGCCAACGGGACGAGGACGGAGCAUGCCAACGCUGCGGUGCUGGACGUGACGCGUGAGGCAAAUCCGUUGCCGAUGGAGGACUACAUGGAGAGCUUUUGGCUGGCGGAGACGCUCAAGUACUUUUAUCUCGUGUUUUCGUCGCCGGACGUUGUUAGCUUGGAUGACUUUGUCUUCAACACGGAGGCGCACCCAUUUAGGAUACCCAGGUGA